CCCGCGCAAACGCGCCAUUUUGAAAUUGCCUUAUUGCGAGAAAGAUGGUUCGAACACGAGGGGAUAAUAGUGCCAGAAGAGCUGUUGGAGCCAAAGCUCCUAGGAAGCAAGCAGCUUGUUCAUCAAGUAGUUCCAGUUCAAUCAUGGCCUCGCCGGGAUCAAAGGACAAAUACAGUGGAGGAAAUCCUGUGAGGUGGAUGCCAACACCAUCAUGGCAAAAAGGUAUUGGUGGUUUCUUGCAGAAAUGUAAUUCAGUAAAUUCACCAUGUGAUUCAAAAACAAAUGAACCAGAAGAUGGCACUACACCAAGUUCCUUAAACUCAACCUCAGACCAGGAACAAAUAUCGGAAAUUACCUCAUUAGAUUAGUCCCAGAGUUUGGAUCAGCCAGCAAUGAAAAUGGACAGUUGACUUUCAUACUACAAAUUACUAGCACUUAGUUAAUUACUUUUAAAAAAUUAUGUUUUUCUAGCAAUGUUGUUGCUAUAGUUUUCUAGGAAUGUUUACCUUAACUUGUAAAUAAUUGUAUAAUAAAUAUUUUUUACAAACCAUCAUCUGUACUCUUUGUAAACUUCUCAACAUCUAUUCAUCAGGUCAUUCUCCAAACCUCUGUUUACCAUCCUCUGCUUAUGGUCUUCUUCCAAAAUUAGGUUCCUUAGAAAAUUGCCAUCAAACAAAAACAUUAACUGUUGUUGCAAUGUUAAAAUAUUUCAUAUGCGCACAAUCAAAUAAGAUACAAUCCAAGCGGUCAUUCAAUUAUACUUGAAGUGUUUAUUCUCUAAUUGAAUUAUGAUAAAUUACAAAUUUUCAAAUGCACCAAUAACCUCCAUACAUUUCCAGCACAGG
Dendronephthya gigantea is the source of this 845-nucleotide messenger RNA. RefSeq names its product PCNA-associated factor-like. Bases 45 to 368 code for a protein of 107 amino acids. Gene Ontology annotation, biological process: translesion synthesis; regulation of cell cycle. The transcript has 3 exons. Gene Ontology annotation, cellular component: nucleus. The record is from RefSeq and is a predicted model, not a curated record. NCBI's taxonomy places the organism in Eukaryota, Metazoa, Cnidaria, Anthozoa, Malacalcyonacea, Nephtheidae. Gene Ontology annotation, molecular function: chromatin binding.